This is a messenger RNA of Acanthocheilonema viteae, 1242 nucleotides long. NCBI's taxonomy places the organism in Eukaryota, Metazoa, Nematoda, Chromadorea, Rhabditida, Onchocercidae. The record is from the annotation of a GenBank genome assembly.
AUGUUAGUUAUUAACAAGGUGUCAACAUGGUUUGCAAAUGCUCGUCGACGGCUAAAGAAGGAAAACAAGAUGACCUGGUCACCACGUAAUCGACCAGGUGAAGAUGAUGAUGAUGAUCUUGGUGAUAUUGAUGCAUCAUCCGAGCAAAAUCACUCCGAUCGACCGUGUAGUAGUGCUUCCGAUGGUGAUAUCUCCGUUGUAAUCAAUGAUUCCAGUGAACAAGAUGCAUCCGGUGAUGUACACUCGAAAUCAGUCACACCACCAUCACCAUGUAAUCUACCACGAUCAUCAGCAUUAGCUGCAUCAACGACACCGAAAAAAAGGAAAAUUUGGUCGAUUGCAGAAACAUUAUCAACUAAUACAGGUGAAGGAAGUGGUGGUGGUUUUACCGGAUACGGAAGCAGUAAAGAUGAUCGUGAACGAGCAUCAACAUCAGCUGAGAGGAAAUCAUGGAGUGAUGGUCGUGAUUCGAUACCACCAUCAUCAGAUUCAGCUAUUACCAUUGCUAGUGGUCCAUCGAUGAUUAGCACCAUUCCACCACCACCACCACCGCCACCACCACCACCACCACCACCACCACCACCAUUGCUACCUCCUAGUGCUUCUUCUACAAUCACUGCUAUUAAUGGCCAAAUUCCUCAGCAUUUCCUGCAAUUUAAUCCAUGGCAACAACAACAGUUAGCUAUGGCUAUGGCUGCUCGAAUGCCAUUUCCAAGGCCUGAACUGUUAACAAUGAUAGCACAAGUAAGUCAAAUACGGCCACCUAUGCUUUUUAAUCCGAUGUUUAUGGGUUCCGUAAUACCACCAGGUGUACCACCACAAUCAAUACAUCAUUCGGUACCCGCUGUGCAUUUGCCAACACCACCCAGUACCUCACAAUCUAACGGACCGAUAUCACAAUGGCGAACACCAAAAUCUACAACAGUAAGUCCUAUUGCACCUGUAAUAAUAUCACCAUCAGCGAUUACACCAAUAUCAACAACAACAACAACAACAACAACAACAACAACAACAACAACAACAACAACAACAACAACAGCAGCAGCAGCAACAGUGAUAGCUAAUGAGAGAAUGAUAACGAUUGCAACGAGCAAUAAUAACAAUAACAACAACAACAAUAACAACAGUAACAAUAAUAGCAAUAAUAACCAUAGCAAUAUUGAUUGUGAUGAUGAAAAUUCACCGAAUGAUAAUAAACGAAAUAAGAGCAGCGAGAAAUCCUGGGAAAAUUCAUUUUAUUAA